This is a messenger RNA of Iphiclides podalirius (scarce swallowtail), 972 nucleotides long. The record is from the annotation of a GenBank genome assembly. Lineage: Eukaryota; Metazoa; Arthropoda; Insecta; Lepidoptera; Papilionidae.
AUGCUGUCCACGCUAGCCUGCUGGACAUUUGGUGUAUAUGUUAAAUUGAAGGGCACAAGAGAUCCCCGUUCCAGUGUUUUGGUAGCAAACUAUGUGUCGUGUCUAGAUUCACUUGCCGCUGCACAUGUUCUCGGAACUAUAAGCCUAAGAAGAUGGAAACUGCCACCAUUUUUUGCUUCCACUUUGGGUAUUAGGAAUGCAGCACAGUUUGUUAGGAAGCAACACUUUGCUGACAGUCCCACCAAGCCAAUAUUGCUGCAGCCUGAAGGAGGACCCACUAAUGGCAAAGCUUUGCUUAAGUUCACAGACUGGGCUUUUCCAAUUGCUAACCGGAUACAGCCGGUUGCUAUAACGGUGGAGCGGCCUCUCGGGCUGCGCGUGGGCGUCCGCGGCGGGCGCGCGGGGCGCGAGGGGUUCCCGUGGGGCGACGCGCUGUGGUUCCUGUGCGCGCCCGCCACCGCCUUCUCGCUGCGCCUGCUGCCGCCGCUCGAGCGCGCCGACGACGACGAGGCGGCGUUCGCGGCGCGGCUCGCCGGCGCCAUCGCCGACGCCCUCCAGAUCGAGGCUACGGAGUUCCGUUGGGAGGAGGUGGCAGGGGCGAGGCGGGCGGGGGCGGGGAGGGGCCAGGGGGCGGCGGGGGCGGUGGCGAGGGGCGCCGAGCUGGCGCGCAUGGCGCGGCAGGUGCGCGAGGUGCUGCCCGCGGUGCCCGAGAGGGACGUGCUGAGGGACCUGGCGAGGACCCGCAGCGUGGACGUGACGAUCAGCAACUUCCUGGAGGGAGUGACGCCAUACCGGCCGGAGCCGGUGGCGGAGCCCCGAGCGGGCCCCUCCAGGGCGGAGCCUUCGCCCCCGCACUUCCCGCGCAGCGCACGCGAGAGGCAGCUCAGCUUCCAGGAGCGGAAGGCGCAGAUGGUGGCCGAGGCGAGGAGGCGCUACGUCCACAAACACGGCCUGGACGUGGCCCUCUCCUGC